Molecule: messenger RNA, 7193 nt
Organism: Xiphophorus couchianus (Monterrey platyfish)
Lineage: Eukaryota; Metazoa; Chordata; Actinopteri; Cyprinodontiformes; Poeciliidae
Gene: ptprk
Product: protein tyrosine phosphatase receptor type K
Exons: 42
Coding region: 236-4732 (1498 amino acids)
Biological process (GO): protein dephosphorylation
Cellular component (GO): membrane
Molecular function (GO): protein binding; protein tyrosine phosphatase activity
Source: RefSeq, a predicted model, not a curated record
CUCCCACUACACCUCGCUCUCUUCACUCCGCCUCGCGCUCCCUCUCCACGCUCUGCGUGAAACAAAGUGUGGAGUCCGCGAGCGCCCGCAGGAAUCGAAAAGCGAGAGCCACGGACUGAAUAAUGGAGCUAAAACAACAGAUGGAAUAACAACCUAUAGACGAGAAAGACUGAGACGACUGAAGAAACUUGGACCGAGCAAACUUUUCACGGGAGGAGAACAGUCUCGUAAAGCCAUGGAUACACUUUUCUCUGUAUUCCUGGGAGUUGUGAUCCUCUGUUCAAGAGUUGGCUCCGUCUCCGCUCAAUUGCCUACAGCUCACUUGGGGCGCGCAGAAAAGGGAAGCUGUACAUUUGACGAGGGUUUCUCUCAGUGUGACUACCAACAAGACCCUUAUGAUGACUUUGACUGGACACACAUCAACACCCAGGAAGUGCCAUACGUCUCACCAGACCUGCCACAAGGUUCCUACAUGUUUGUGGAUGUUUCUCAGUAUGAUGUUGGGGAGAAGGCCAGGUUUCAGCUGCCAGUUAUGAAAGAGAACGACACUCACUGUAUCGACUUCAACUAUCUCCUGACAAGCCCUGAUGGCUCCAGCCCAGGAACCCUUAAUAUCCUGGUGAAGGUAAACAAAGGUCCUUUGGCAAACCCAAUAUGGAACGUGACAUCCUACACUGGUAAAGGCUGGCUGAAAGCUGAACUUGCCGUGUCCACCUUUUGGCCUAAUGAAUACCAGGUUAUAUUUGAAGCAGAGGUGUCGGACAGCAAAGCCGGCUACAUCGCCAUAGAUGACAUUCAGGUGCUCAGCUAUCCAUGCGAUAAGUCCCCUCAUUUCCUGCGUCUUGGGGACGUGGAGGUGAAUGCCGGGCAAAAUGCCACAUUUCAGUGCAUCGCUACAGGAAGAGACACAUCAAGCAAUAAACUCUGGUUACAGAGAAGAAAUGGAGAAGAUAUUCCUGUGGCCCAGACCAAAAACAUCAACCACAGACGGUUUGCUGCCUCCUUCCACCUCAAAGAAGUCACUAAUCAGGAUCAGGAUUUGUAUCGCUGUGUCACCCAGUCGGAGCGUGGCUCCGGAGUGUCUAACUUUGCCGGUCUUAUUGUGAGAGAGCCCCCUCACCCUAUUGCUCCACCCCAGCUGCUUGGUGUCGGCCCUACAUACCUGCUGAUUCAACUCAAUGCUAAUUCCAUAUUUGGUGAUGGACCCAUUAUACUUAAAGAGGUUGAAUACCGGAUGACAUCAGGCACCUGGACUGAGACUCAUGCUGUGAAUUCUCCCAACUACAAGUUAUGGCACCUGGACCCAGAUACAGAGUAUGAGAUCAGAGUGUUACUAACGAGACCAGGAGAGGGAGGGACAGGAAAAUCAGGACCACCUCUCAUUACUCGCACCAAAUGUGCAGAACCCAUGCGUACACCCAAGAGGCUGAAGAUUGCUGAGACCAGAGCUCGUUUGAUUGCGGUGGACUGGGAGUCCCUUGGUUACAACAUCACUCGCUGUCACACCUUUAAUGUCACCAUUUGCUACCAUUACAUGACCGCCGACAACCACAGCAAAGCUGACUGCUUGGAUAUGGAUCCUAAAGCACCUCGUCACCUGGUGGGAAGCCUGCCCCCUUACACUAAUGUUAGCCUGAAGAUGAUCCUGACCAAUCCAGAGGGAAGGAAGGAGAGUGAUGAAACCAUUAUUCAGACUGAUGAAGAUGUUCCAGGUCCUGUUCCCAGUCAGUCACUUAGAGCCACUCCAUCUGAAGAGACAAUAAUCCUUUACUGGAAGGAACCAGCUGAGCCCAACGGAGUUAUAACACAAUACGAGAUCAGCUACAGUGGUGUGCGCUCAUUUGACCCUUCAGUACCUCUGCAGCGCCCGGGACUCAUGGUGUCAUUACCUUCAAAUGCCACCCACUACACAUUUGCCCAACUCCACCCAGGUGUUACGUAUCAGCUCUCUAUACGAGCAUCGACUUCCAAAGGUUUCGGGCCUGCAUCUACCCUUAAUGUGACUACGAAUAUCUCAGCCCCGACGAUAGAUGAGUAUGACGUGUCAGAGGCAUUUCUUAAUGAAACUGCAACAACUAUCACUGUCCUGCUCAAACCUGCACAAGCCAAGGGUGCACCUAUAAGUGCUUACCAGAUUGUGGUGGAGGAAGUAAAUCCUCAGCGGUCACGUCGCCAGGCUUCAUCUGAUUGUUAUGAGGUUCCAGUUUCCUACCACAGCGCAUCAAGUGGUGGUUCUCCAUAUUACUAUGCUGCCCAGCUGUCACCCAGCAACCUGCCUGAGCCCCUCCCCUUUACUGUGGGAGACAACAAGACUUACCAGGGAUUCUGGAAUCCCCCGCUGGCUCCAAGGAAGAACUACAACAUCUACCUCCAAGCAGUUAGCAGCACAGAGAGGGAAACUAAGACACAGUGCCUGAGGUUGGCAGCUAAACGUGCAACAGAAGAACCUGAAGUCAUCCCCGACCCUGCCAAACAAACAGAUCGAGUGGUGAAAAUCGCUGGAAUAAGUGCCGGUGUUCUUGUUUUAAUUCUGCUGGUUCUGGUGGCCAUCCUGCUGCUCAAGAAGAGGAGGACCUACUAUUCAUACUCUUAUUACCUGAAACUGGCUAAAAAACGAAAGGAUGCCAUUGGAACAACGAGACAGGAAAUGACACACAUGGUGAAUGCAAUGGACCGCAGCUAUGCAGAUCAGUCCACUCUGCAUGGAGAGGAUCCAAUGGCUGUGACAUUCAUGGACUCCCAUAACUACAACAACAGAUUGCCCAACGAUCCUCUGGUUCCUACUGCAGUGUUAGUUCCAAUCACAGAUGAAAACCACAGUGCUUCUGCAGCCGAGAAUAGCAGGCUUCUGGAUGUUCCUCGCUAUCACUGUGAAGGAACAGAGUCUCCUUAUCAGACAGGACAGCUGCACCCCGCCAUCAGAGUGGCUGACCUUCUGCAGCACAUCAACCUCAUGAAAACAUCUGACAGCUAUGGCUUCAAGGAAGAAUAUGAAAGUUUCUUUGAGGGCCAGUCAGCAACUUGGGAUGUGGCAAAGAAAGAGCAGAAUCGGACUAAAAAUCGCUAUGGAAACAUUAUAGCUUAUGAUCAUUCAAGGGUUAUUCUGCAGCCCAUAGAAGACGACCCGUCCUCUGACUACAUCAACGCCAACUACAUCGAUGUAAGUGGAAACACAUCGAAUGCUACUAUUGGCUCCCAACGAAACCAACGAAACCACACUCCCUCGCUCAUUUGGCUGUACAGGGAUGGAUAUCAAAGACCAAGUCACUACAUAGCUACUCAAGGUCCUGUUCAUGAGACGGUGUAUGAUUUCUGGAGGAUGGUGUGGCAGGAACAGUCGGCUUGCAUUGUUAUGGUAACCAAUCUGGUGGAGGUUGGAAGGGUUAAGUGCUACAAGUACUGGCCAGAUGAUGCUGAGGUAUACGGAGACUUCAAAGUGACUUUUGUGGAGGUGGAACCCUUGGCUGAAUAUGUGGUCCGCACAUUCACCCUGGAGAGGCGUGGAUUUAAUGAGGUGCGAGAGGUCAAGCAAUUCCACUUCACUGGCUGGCCUGAUCACGGCGUUCCAUAUCACGCCACUGGACUACUUUCCUUCAUCCGCAGAGUCAAAAUGUCCAACCCUCCGUCCGCUGGGCCGAUAGUGGUUCACUGCAGUGCUGGAGCAGGGCGCACAGGCUGUUUCAUUGUGAUUGACAUCAUGUUGGACAUGGCAGAGAGAGAAGGAGUCGUCGACAUCUACAACUGUGUAAAAGCUCUCCGCUCCAGGAGGAUCAACAUGGAGCAGUAUAUCUUCAUCCAUGAUGCCAUCCUAGAGGCUUGUCUAUGUGGAGAGACAGCAAUACCAGUUUGUGAAUUCAAAGCAGCGUAUUAUGAGUUGAUUCGCAUCGACUCCCAGACCAACUCAUCACACCUGAAGGAUGAGUUCCAGACAUUGAACUCAGUGACUCCACAGCCUCAGCCAGAAGACUGCAGCAUUGCACUGUUGCCUAGAAACCAAGAUAAGAACCGCUUUAUGGAUGGCCUUCCUCCUGAUAGAUGCCUGCCCUUUCUCAUCACAAUAGAUGGAGAAAGCAGCAAUUACAUCAAUGCUGCUUUGAUGGAUCUGUCAGAAGAGUUCCAGAGCUACCGGCAACCUGCGGCAUUCAUCGUUACCCAGCAUCCUUUGCCCAGCACAGUUAAAGACUUUUGGCGACUAGUUUAUGACUAUGGCUGUACCAGUCUGGUGAUGCUGAAUGAGAUCGACUUGGCUCAGGGUUGUCCUCAGUACUGGCCAGAAGAGGGCAUGCUGCGUUAUGGUCCAGUCCAGGUUGAAUGUAUGUCUUGCUCGAUGGACUGUGACGUCAUUAGCAGACUCUUCAGGGUCUGUAACCUCACCAGGCCACAGGAAGGCUACCUAAUGGUUCGUCAGUUCCAGUACCUCGGUUGGGCCGGACACAGAGACGUUCCUGCAUCCAAACGCUCCUUCCUGAAAUUGAUACUUCAGGUCGACCAGUGGCAGCGGGAGGGAGAGGAGGGAGAAGGAAGAACCAUUGUGCAUUGCUUAAAUGGCGGUGGGCGUAGCGGAGUAUUCUGUGCCAGUAGCAUUGUGUGUGAGAUGGCAAAGAGACAAAACGUGGUUGAUGUAUUCCACGCUGUGAAGACUCUGAGAAACAGCAAACCCAACAUGGUGGAUACUCCCGAACAAUAUCGGUUCUGCUACGAUCUGGCUCUUGAGUUCAUUGAGUCGUCUUAAGAAGAGCAGAGAAGUUCACAGGAAAGUGAAGAUAUUCUGUUCUGUUCUUGUAUUUGAUCUUCUGCCUUUGCUUGGUCCUAAUUCCCCUCUGUCGUGUUCUGUAGCAUCAAUUUAUUUUUUUGGCUCGACAAAUGGUGCAAUCAAAGUCCGCUCUGUACAGUGUUGUGAGGCAAAAGGAAAUCUUCAGACUUUUAAAUAAGAGUGAGAUGACGAGGACUGCAGCAGAAGAUGUUAAUGCUUUUGAAUCUUUAUGCUUAUGGUACAGCGUUUUGAGUGCCAGCGGGGUCCUGUAUGUUUUUGAGCCCCAAUUUAAAUGUCAAGCCUCUCAACCACAAACCCCUUCCCCACGAACUCGAUGCUUUGUGUUGUUACAGCUGCAGUAUUCAGUGUGAACUGUAGAUGUCUCCCUUCCUUUGCGAAGCUGUAACCACUUUUAUUUUGUUGGACUGCAAGUUAAAGUGAUGCCAUGUUCCCAUUUUCACGCUGAUUUCCGAGUAUUUCAUCAGUGUUGAGUAUCUCAUCAUGGUGAUGUCUGAAUAUUUGCGAUCUGUAAUUUUGUACCAGAACAAGAAACCUAAUGUUACAGCCCAGUCAAACUCUGUGGAUGUUUUUGUUUCUUUCUAGGGCACUGUCAUGUUAUUGUCAUGUCACAGUGAAUUCUGAGGUUUAGCACCAUGAUCUUUCACCAAUUUUGUUCCUAUUUUAAAUUAGUUACACAAAACUGUUUGAUAACAGAAUAUAUAUGAAGACAAUUACCUUUGUAUUAAUACGAGUUUACAAGUUUGUUUUUUUUUCCAUUUUGCUUCUUGUUGUAUCAUGUACUAAUCUACUGAAUAUAAAUGCUGAAGUACUUUUUCUAUCCCAAAUUGUAAAAUAGACCACUUUUCCAUCACAUUUAUGUUUGUUUUAGGGCUGGGCCCAAUGCAUUUUUAAUUCAUCCAGUUCACAAACAUAGCUUCAUUAAAAAAAACACAUUUAGGCAGAAUUUAAUUAUAAAAGAAAUCAGUUUCCUCUAUUUUCAAAAACACACAGAUUUAUAGUUUUGCUUUCGUUUUGGGCCUGGAAUGAUUUGGAAGUGAACUGACCCCAGGCGUCAUUUGUUCUGUGCACUGGUGGCCAACACUUUUUGUUUGAAUAUUAUUAUUUUGUAGCUGAUGUUUAUUCAUAAGCCAAAGACUUUGUGUAAAUAUGUCUAUACAGAUGAAGCACAUUGUUUGUAUUUAUUGUUUGUUUAUUGCAUUGCUUGUAAGAACAAUCAUUUUUCAUUCCAUGUUUACUCCACCAACAGCGCUUCUUAAACUGCUUAUGGAGAUGAACAAACUCGUCGUCUUCAUAUGGAAUCAUGGGAGUAUUUGUUGAGCCUGUUGUGGAUCAUCAUGUCAGAUAUUGCAUCUGAGUAGUUUGAGUCCAUGAAGAAGAGUUUAAGAAUCCCUGAUGAAAGCUGUGUAUUAAAGCUUUAGGAGUAGUAUUCAGUAUUUAGGUGAAAUCCAAUAGUAUCGUUUUUUGUUUUCUUUUUAAGAUUUUAAAGUAAAGAUACUUUUUUGUUUUUCUUUUGUGUAAAAGCUCACUUUUCUGUUUGUGGUCAGUAGAACAUCGGUGCAUUUGAGUUUUCUUGGAUAAUGGCCUGCAUCCUGAACUUCUUAGUUGGGAUGAGCUGUUUGUCUUCAUCCUUAUGUCCUGUUUAACAUCAUCGCUGAACAUACAGUGAGUGAUGUCAACAGGCUUAGUUGAAGAAACACAGAGAGCUGUAAUACAUGUACAUUUAUUGUGCCUAAUCAUUUCCAUUUCCAAACUGAAACAAGCAUUUUUGACAUUGACCUCGAGCAGGGCUUUGUUCAAUGCGUUCUUAUGGACGAUCAGUGUUUUCAGUUUCUUGAGCCUGCAUUUGUUGUGUUUAAUCCAUGAAAAUGCUUCUUUUGAGGCUUUACAAACUUAACAGAUUGAACUUUCUUGUAAAUAAAAGAUCAAAUGUUCCACCCUGUUUCUGAAAGUAACGAUGGGUUCAAUUUAAGAACAUUUGUUCUAUUGUAGAUAAAAGAAAAUGUAAGAAUAAACAUUUGUGUUCAAAAAUGCUGUGUUUUCACUGAAGAAGUGAACAUCAGCCUUCAGUUUUCGUUUUCUACAGAUUUCUGAUCUGACCCAACAAAGUUGCAGAAAACUAAAGAUGCGUAUCCAUACUUUUUUUUAAAAAUAUAUAUAUUAUUGGUGUUUUUGGAAAGUAUGUACAAUACAAAAAAAACUUCAAUUAUUCGGCUUUGGGGACACUGAGUAAAAAAAAAUAAAAGGAACAGUUUUUUUUUUUUUCUUAGGAUAUUGUUGCCCCAAAAAAGAGAGGAAGAAGCUGGUGUCUGGGUGAGAGGCCAGUCUAAGUAUGACAUUAAUAUUCAUGGUUCAUAAUUAUUCUUGUCUGUAAUGUUUGGCUUCUUUGCUGUAAUAAAAAAAAACAGUUCUUUAACUAAAA